UGUUCGCUGUGCUCUCAGCGGCAAGAAGAAGCAUCAAAACAAAGAAAAUAUUGAAAAUAAGUAUCAAUUUCACGCUAGCAAAUAAACAAAAUGCGAUGAAUGCGUAAUUAAUUAGAGCACAAUUAACGCCACACAAUGGACAAGUCCAGCGCUUACGAGAAAUUCAUUAGCCAUGUGGACCAGCUGCGUAACACGGAAUGCAGCCAAAAGCAAAAGAUUGCCUGCUUUCAGCAAAUUGCUGAAUGCAUUAUGUCAAAGGCUUUGGCCAGCCACAUCAAUUACGCCGCACACUGUGGCACGGCCACCAAUGUGUUGUUGCUAUUUUGCGAGGACUUCGACUCGGUGGUGCGCAUGAGCGCCGAGGAGAAUCUGAACAAAAUCUUUCGCGCUUUGGAAAAGACGCGAGUCAGCCGCAUUCUGAUGGAUUUAUAUGGUGAGAUCAAGCGGAAUGGCAAUCAGCGAUCGCUACGCAUUUGCCUAAAUUUGUUUUCGUACUAUGCGCCGCAAAUCAAGGAGAAACACAUCAAAUGGUACGCUGUGCGCCUGCUGCAGUGCAUAUCCGUUAUGUCGCAGCGCAAGGAGACGCUGCUGCAGGAGACGCUCUCUGAUUUUGUCAAGAAUUUUGGACGCUACGUGCAGCAGGGCCUCAAUGAUAGCGAAACGUGCAAACUCUUUGAGACAUUCCUUGGCAACAUCAGCUCGGAUUGCGCAGUGAAGCGUCGUUGCUCGGCACAAAAUUGCAUCAGUUUGAUUGAGCAUGCGCGCAAUAGAAGUCUCAUGGCCAGGCAUGGACUAAGCAAAGUGAUUGAAAUGCUGCUAAUGGAUCAACAGACGAGUUGCGUGCUGGGCGCCUUGGGUUUCCUGCGUCUGCUGUUGCCGCAGCUGAUACGCGGCUACGCUGCUGAUUGCCCGGACGAUGGCGACUCCUUGGCGGCUGCUGGACCGCAGCAGCAGCGGCAACAACAACAACACGCUGCCGCAUCCGAUUGCCGGCAAAUUAUUGAAAUUUAUGAUUAUUGUUUGCACCUGCUGAGCACGCAGCACACAACGAAUCACGCCAUCAUAAAUGCCGCACUCGAGGUCAUCAAUGGCAUACUCCAGGCACUGCACGAUGCUCCAGGAGCUGUUGUACAGGCGGCGGGCCCAGCUGGUGCCGGUGCCGGUGCCGGUGGACUGGCGCAAAGUUUGCGCCAACUGCUGUGCAAUCAACAACUGGAGCACAAUGAGUAUUUGCGGCGAAGGAAAUCAUUAAAAAAUCAAAUAUUCCAAUUGAGAAAUUACGAAGUGGGCACAAGCCAAUGGGAGGAGUUGCCUGGCGGGGCAAUGCCAAUGCAAAUGCAAAUGGCAAAGAAUUCAAAUGCCAAACUGCAGCAGCAAAAGUGUCAACAGCAACAACAACAGCAGCAACAUCAACUGCAGAUUGGCAUGAGCUCGCUGCAAGUCGUGGGAAUUAAUGCCAUGGCUGAUGAUGCUGACACCGAGAAAGAUGCUGAAGCGAGUUCCGCUGCUGAUGAAGCAAAGAAAUCAUCGCGACAACACAUUAGAAAUGCAGCACGAAGCAUAAGCGAAUGCGUGGCGAGCAGCGCAUCAGACGAGGACGAACAACAGCCAGCUGGAGAUAAUGAUGAUGUUAACGCUAAUGCUAAUGCUGGUACUGCUGCUGCUGUUGCUGCUGCUGAUGAUGAUGAUGGUGAUGAUGAUAUGGAGCUGCUAAGUGCCGCUGCGGACGAUGACUACGAGGGCUUCACAACGCUGUCACAACUAAAUGAAACACAACCAACUGUGUCAGAUGCAUUGAAAAUGCCAAAUAUCACAGCUACUGAUGCAGCAGGAGCAUCAGGAGAUGUGCAUGUUGCAUCCAUGGCUAAACCUCAGGCCGUGCAGCAUCAGUCAUCGAUGCAGAAUUUACUUGCCAGCGAUGACAGAUCUCAGCAUUUGAGUGACAUCGACAAUGAAUCCUUCAACAGCAUCGAUUUCGAUGCGGAAAUAACAAUUGCUGGCAUCAGAGAGCAACAGACAGAUGCAACAGCAACAGCAACAGCAACAACAAUAUCAACUGCUGCAACAACAGGAACGAACGAGUCAGCGGAGUCAAUGCCAGAUGCAACAACAAUUGGCACAUUCUUCAACAAUUUGCUGUCCCAUUCAAAUGCAGCGUCGGAGUCGGUCAGUAAGCUCUUUCGUCAAUCAAACGGCCCCAAAUCCACGCCGGCCAAGCUGGCGCCAACCACUGAUAAAUCGGAUGCUGCAUCGACGGCUUCGCUAACGCUCUCGUUGAGCUCGUUAGCCAGCAGCAGUGCGGCCGGGCCGCAGGAGCGUCAGCCCUCAAUAACAGAGACGCCCACGCCGGUGGAGGAGACUACAGGCUCGGGCAGUGGCUCGUAUACGGCAUCCACGGCGCUGCUGAUGGAUGCACCAGAUACUGGAGCAGCGGCAGCGGCAGCUGACGGAGACUCUGAAGCGGAACCGCAGCUACGUCGAACACCCAACGCUAAUCCCUUUCUGGCGGAGAGCUCACCGCUCAAGCAAACGGUAUCGGGUCAUGCUCUAAUCAGCGUGAGAAUUGGCAGCAUUCUGGAGCAAUCCUUGGUUUACUACACAGCCCGCCUGCUCGCUGCACGUUUCCUGCUAAGCGGCCAGGCCUCAGGUCUGCAGCCGGACACAAUAAGCCGUGUGUCCAUCAAGAGUCUAUCGCUGGCAGUGAUUGCGCAAUGUGUGCGACUGGCGCCACGCGUCCUCCAGUUGUCGCUGGAGAUCAGCGAGCAGGAGCUACAGCUGCUCGCCCAAAUUAGCGCUAAUAGCACUCAGGUUUCCAGUCCGCAGAGCAGCAACGAGUCACAGCGGAGCACGGAGCCGUGCCAAUCAAUGACGGGAUCACUGCUGGAGCCAGUCGUGGACAUUGAGGAGAAUCUGCUGCUGCUGGAAAUCAAGGAUGACCAUUUUGGCCCCAGCACCUGCCCUGCGUAUCUGCAGCAGUCGCCGACCCUGAGUCGCAGCGCUGAUGCCACGCUGUUGCAGUCGCAGUUGGAGAAGAGGCGCCAGUCGAAUUCGCAGCAGCUGAAUGCGCCCGAGAGUCAUCUCUCCAGAUCAGAGAUCAUUGGCACUUCGUAUCGCAUCACAGUUGCGGCAGAGGAUGCGCCGCCCUUGGCGCUGCCGCCGGUGCCGCCCAAGCGCACCAAAUCCAUGCGCAGUCGCGCCAGCUGCACAGCCACAGCCACGACCACGCCCACAACAAGCGCCGGUGGUCAAGCGCUGGCCGAUGUGCUGCUCUUCCAUGAACAUUCUGAUCCCAUGUUGCGUGGCGGCGUCCAGCAAAUAGUGGGCAGCUUUGUGCAGGCGAGCGGCGCCGGGCGCUGCUUGCAGCUGCAGCCUGGACUGGGCCUGGCGCAUUUGCUGGCCAUUUUGCUGAAGGGCUUUGAGGACGAGAUACACACAGUGGUCAUACAAGCGUUGAAUGCAUUCGAUAAGAUAUUUCCGCAUGUGGUGUCCAAAUAUUUGACAGGGCCGCCAUGUCAUUAUCAUGCUCAUCAGAAGCGACAGCAGUUGCAGCAGCCAAGUGGACAACAAAAGGGUCCCGGCCAGGCCCAAACAUUUGGCCAACAAACUUUUCCAAAGAAUCUGGAUAAUGCCUUAAGCAGUCAGCAGCAGCAGCAGCAGCACCAGCACCAGCACCAUAACCGGCAGGAGCAGGAGCAGCAACAAUGGCACUCUAACGAUGACAACUCGAGGGCAGAUGAGACCAGGAUGUGUGCCAGGUCGUCAGCCACUGAUAAUGAUGAGCUGCUAGCUGCUCUUUUGAAUGAUUUUCAAUUGCAAUCGAAACGCUUGCAGCAGCAGCAGCAGCAGCAGCAGCAGCAUCAGCAAAACUCCAGCAACAACAACAACAGCAUUGCCCCAUAUAAUGAGCCUGGCCCCUGCUGUGUGUUUGCCAUUUCACCGAAAUUGCUCUUGAACAAACUUCGCUUGUGUCGUCACAAUAAAUACUGGUUGGUCCAGAAUAAAUAUGCCGAAGUUAUUUCCAAUUUAAAUUACGUACUGCUACGCUCCUACUACGCAAAUUUCGAUUGUGCCUUUGACAACAACAACAACGGCUAUGAUAUGGAAUUGGAGUCGAAAAAUCAUUGUGCAGCCUCCUCCGUUGGAUGUAACUGGAAAAUGGCUGCUAGCGGCAAGGACAUUGUCUGUACUUAUGAGGCUCAAUUCCUGGACGAACUUAUGCAGCUGCUGGGCGACGAUGAUGCCCGUGUAAGGGAGCAGGCCGCCCACAGUCUGUGCCGCUUUAUAAUGCAAACAGCGCGCCAACAGGAGCUAACAACAGCAGCAACAGCAACAGCAACAGCAACAGCAAUACGAAUUGAGGAAGGCAACAUGAAUGCUGAAACUCAACAAACUAAUUUCAAUUUGCUUUGGGAUUUUUUCGACUAUCGCAUAUUUGGCAGCAUGUCCGUGACGUUGCGUAAUUUAUUCCGGGCUAGCUCAGCGAUUGCCUCGCCAAUGGCAGCCCUGGAUGCCGGAGGGCACGGUCACGGGCCGUAUGCUGCCACCGCAGAAGCUGUUGUUGGUGUUGGCGGCGGUGGGAGUGGCGGUGGUGGCGGCACAGCGAUUGGUUUGGGCGGUUCUGCCGGUGGUGCAGCCGCUGCGGCGUCGGCCUACUUUGAUGGCAGUUACGGUGACGGCCAUGUUUUUGCCUUUGGAUUUCAACGUCAAAUUGCGCAAGAGGAAAAAGUUUUGGCCAAAGUUUUGUAUCGCAUGACAAAUAAAUUGAUGACGCUCAAUGAUAAAAAUUUGCAGUUUGGCAUAAUUAACGCGCUGCGGCUGCUGCUAAAGCACUUCAAUUUUGUGGACUAUCAACAGGCCUGGACAGAAUUUAAUUUUAUUGAAAUCUGCAUGAGUUACGCGUAUUACAACAGUGCAACAGCUGGUGACUUGAAUUGCCAGAACGAUUUGAUUGAUGUGAUGGCCAAAUUAAUAGCAGGCGGCAUGUUGAGCACGGGCGAGGCGCCACCCGCUGGCCAGCUGGAAUUUCUGCUGCGUCACUGCGUCAAGCUGCUCAACAUUUACUAUCAUCUGGUGGGCAAUCAGCGCCCAGCGCAGCCGAGCGGCAGUAGCAGCAGCAGCGUAGGAGGCAGCAGCAGCAGCAGCGCAGGAGGUGGCAGCACCACCGGCAAGCCACCCAAGGCGGGCAAGAGCGAGCUCUUCUCGCUGAGCGGCGUUGGCAGAGAGUCGCAGGCGACGCUGCAGGCGAUGGGUUACUUUGCCAGCGAUUACGUUUACAUGAAACUUUACAACAUUUUAAGAGGUGCUAAUGACAGCUACAAGAUAACCAUAAAUCAGGAUGCUGGCGGCUUAUUAAUUUGCCUGCUGAAGAGUUGCCUCAACGCGCUCAGCCUCUGCCUGGAGGCAUCAAUGCCACCGCCGCUGCCUGCAACGGCAACGGCAACAUCAACGGCAUCGGCAACGGCAAAUGCCCCGGCUCUGAAAUUAAUUGAAGAAAUACUACAGUAUUUGACCAGGCUCAUAAAUUAUGCGCCCGGCGAGUGUGUUGGCUGUCUGCGGCAACUGUUGAAAUAUUUAUUUGGCCAAAAUUAUGCCAGCCAAGUGCAGCAGCAGCCCCACGGAUACCAUGCCACAUUUGUGCGUCCCUACUUUGUGGCCAAGCACGAUGCCAGCGGCGCAUCCACAUUGUUGCCACCAGCAGCCGUAGGCUCGACAGCGGCAGCAACAGCAGGAGCUACAGCAACAAUGCAACAACUAACUGCAACACAGGCAACACUGGGCGCUCUAUUCAUGCGGGGCAUGCAGCCGGAUACGCCGCCAGCGGCUGACUGCGUCCGGCUUAUAAAGCUUUUCGAGCCGCUGGUCAUCUACUGUUUGACGCUCUUCAUGAAGUCCAAUGCGCUCAUACAGGCGCCCAUAUUGAAGUUGCUAUCGCAGCUGCUGGACCUAAAUGUUACCUACAGCAUUUUAGACUCAAAGAGCGUCAUUUUUGAGCAAAUACUAAACAGUUUGGACCUAAUUGAAAAUGGCAUCGACAGAAAUGCCGGCAUUAUAGUGCCCGUUAUGCUGAAGUUUCUCAUGCAGCUGACCCAUAAGAGCGACCGUCCGCUGAUAACCAUACCGAAGAUCAUAAGCGUGACCAACAAUCUGUUGGCCAAUGGAGCAGUGCGGGAUGUGGCGCUGUUGGCGCUCAAAACGCUCAGCUACGAAUUGUUCUUUAUGCACAGCCCCCUCGAUGAGGACGAGCAACAGCAACUGCAACAGCAACAGCAGAGAGGCAGCUGCCAAAGUCCAUUAACGGCGGUCGCUACGCAGGACACAAAGGAGGCGCUGCUGGCGCAACGGCGCGAGCUGGACACACAGAAGGAAGUUGUGCUGGGCAUGUUGGAGAAGUUUGUUGAUGCGCGAGUUGUGCAACAAUUGCUGGCGCUGUUGCUGCUGUACGAGCGGAGCCUGCAACAGCUGGACGCGCCGAAAUAUCUAAGCGCACAGGAUGCGAACGUCCUUUAUGGCUUACUGUGUCGCUCGCUGGCCACCGGACAGCUGCGCCUGCACACAUUCGCUGAUCUGCGGCUGUUGGAGAGCUGUUUUCGCAACAAUGGCAGCUAUGUGCUGGCUGACAGCAAGGAAUUUCUGCAAUUGCUGCAGCUCUUCAUCGAACAGGACGUUGGCAACUUUGGUGAUUUAGCGCUGGCAAUGAUUACGCUGGCAAAUGUAAUUCUGAAAACCGAAGAAAUUUAUCUGGUGAAUCACAUAAAACUUUAUUUGAAAAAUAAUCCUCAGGCCGAGCAGGCCGCAGCAGCAGCGGCAGCAACAGCAGCAGCAACAACAACAACAACAGCAGCAGCCACACACUGGCAGGAUGAAGCACCUUCGACAUCUUCGGCAGCCGCUGCCGCCAGAGCCAGCGCCGCCGCCUCCACACGAGCCACGCCCCGUCCCGCCAUAAGCGAAAUUAACUACUUUGCGAAAGUUUUGAGCGAGAAGCUGUUGGGCUGCCUGGAUGCGCUAUUGGCCCUGGGCACUGGCUGCGACUUGGGCUCGAGCCCGGCCAGCCUCGCCUAUUGCCAGCUGGCUGGGCGAUUCGUUAACGCGCUGCACAAUGUUUGCUGUCGCUCACGGCACAAGGAUGCGCUGCAAUCAGUUUUUCGUUUGGUUUUGGCCGAAUCCGAGCUCCUCUGCAAAUACUACAAUCUGCUCCUGAUGAGCGCCGCCGGCGGGGAUGCCCUGGAGCCCGUGCUGCUCGGCUGCCAGCAGCUGAUGCUGUCCAUGCGGCUGCUGGAGCCCAUGGUGCUGCUGGAUCAAGCAGCCGAGCUGCCGCUAAAGUGGAGCCUGCAGCGCGCCAUGUUGAGCGAAGUUUGCCGUAGCACUGCGGCAAUGGAUUGGAGUCCGCAACAAGUGCGUCGCCUGUGCGCCGGCAAGUAUCUGAAUUUCCUAAUUGCUGACCACUUGGAAUUCCUUUGCGAGCUCUGCCAAGUGCGUCCCGAGUGCGGCUCAUUACUGCUGGCAGCGCUGGUCCGUCAGGCGCACAACUUGAACAAACACUCGAUACGCAGCACCUUGCGCCUGUUGAACUACAUUUGCGUACCGCAACAGCAGGAGGAGGAAGAUGUGGAUGUGGCGACUACCACACUGCACUCCCUGCAGCUGCUUAGUCGGCUACAUCAGCUACACGACGGCCAGCGAGCACUGCAGCUGCCCAUGGAGCGGCUCUCCCGACGACUGACGGCCCAGAGCAGCCCGGCCAUCAGGAACAGCAUCUACGAGCAGCUGGUGCAGGGCGAGCUGGCAGGAGGCGACGACCAGGACGAGCUGCGCACUAUGCUGCUGAAGGACCUGGAGUGCCCACAGGACAAUAGUCCGGCUGCAGCAGCGCCGCGCAUAAUUGAUGAGAGCUGGCUCUUUGGUCAGCUAAUCAAAUUUGCCACGCAGCACGCUGAUGCGCCGCAGCAGCAGCAGCAGCUGAUGCGGCUGCUGCUCGAGAUUCCAUCGGAGGCCAAGCUGCAGCGUGUGCUGCGCAGCCUGGGCCCCGCGCAGGAAGCGCGCCUGCUGCGACACGCCCUCGACGGCGCCCUCUCCUCGAUGGUGGUCAGCUUCAGGCAGAAGUGCAUCCAGCAUGCGCCACACAUCAACUACAUGCAAUUGCCGCCCUUGGCGCGUGUGGCCUGUGCAUCGCUGAUGACGCGCCUGGCCCAGCCGCCGACGCAGCUGGCUGUGGGCAGUGCCGAGCAAUUGGAUGUGGCCCGGGCGCUGACCGCGCUGCUGUUGUCCAUUCAACGCCUCGAGCAAACGGCGCUCAUUUACAUCGAUGCCAAGCACAUUGAAAAGUUUGUGGCCGAGCACUUGCUGCGCGCUGAGCAGCUGCCCGUGCUGCUGACCUAUGGGCGUGGCCUGGCCAGCGUGGCCCUGCAACUACUGGAAGCUGUUAGCGAUCCGGAUGAUGGUCUGUGCGUGCUGCUGGGCUGCCUGGACGCCCUGUUGCAGCAGCCACGCAUCUGGUGGACGCUCAAUGCCAGUGCAAAUGAGUUGCGUGUGGAGCUGCUGCAAGUGCCGGUGCGCGUCGCUUGCCACAUGCUGCAGGAUACAAUUUUCUAUCAACGGCAUCGUCUGCACAGCACCGAGCCGGCACCGCAAGCCAUUUUCCUGGCCAAAUUGAUUGAAACGCAAAUUGAUAUGGAAUCCAUGCUGCAGGCCGAAAACGAGAAUAUUCGCUCGCCUUUCGCCGGCCAUGAGCUGGCGCCGCUGCAAGUGCCGCUGCCGCUUAUCGCCUCCAUUGGCACCUCGCUGCUGCGCACACAUCAGUUUUACGCCUACGCAGUGACACCUUACGAGCUCGUCCAGCAGCAGCAGCAGGAGCAGCAGCAGCAGCAGGAGCAGCAGUCGGCAACGGCUGCUGGCGGCAAUGGCAAGCUGCCCACAAUACCAGUGGAUAGCCUGAGUGAUGUGGAUGUGCUGCGUCAGUUUGUGAAGCGGCUCUCCAUAUUUGGCUAUACAACGCGGCAGCAGUUCGAGGAAUACUUCAUGACAUUCCUGCUGCUGAUCAACAAGGUGUACGAUGAGCACAUGGUCGAUCAACAGGAACAGUUCCAGAUCAAGCAGGUCUGCCUGCAGGCCAUCAUGGAGCUGCUGUCAACCUACAAAACUUUCCCCAUUGCCGGCCAUGGCAACAGCCACUUCUAUCACACGACACGCUGGCAGCGCAUCAAUUGUGACAGCAUUAGCUUGAAGAAACUGCACAAGGUGCAGCUGCUGGUGGAUGCGACGUGCAACGUAUUCUACUUAGCCAAUCUGGAGCGGCAGCCGAGGGUGGACAAUGUGAUUGGCACACGCAACCUUGCGGCCAAUCAAUGCGAUCUCAACUUCUGCUGGGCUCUAAUGGAGGCGUACGCACAGGCGCCCCCAUACGGCGGCGAUGUGGCCGGCGAUGAGGCGGACGUGGCUGGCAGUGAGGCGGGCAAGCAGCGGCUAUCGAUGUGGAGCAACAACAGCGUGACUGACGUCAACUGGCGCAACUAUCGGCAUUUUGUGCAACUGUCUGGCAUCGACAUACGGAGCAGCACACAGUUGGUCUUUGACGUGCUGCAGCAGAUGAUCGAGCUGAAUCACGUCCUAGUGCUGCCCAAUCUGGUCAAGUUCUGUGAAAUUUGCGAGAGUCGUGAUCAAAUCAAAUGGAUUAAGGACCGCACACUGCGACUGCAGGACCAAAUCGCCAUGGAUGACACCAUAUCGCAUGAGCACAUCAUCUACUUGCUGUGCCGCACGCAGGCCCUGCUGAUACCCAGCCAUGGUGAGCUGCAGCACUUGGCGGCGCUGAUUGGGAACGUCUAUUUGAAGAGCUCGCAUUGCUUCAUACGGAUUGCGGCGCUCCAGGGUCUGCUUUGUCUGCUCGAAUGCUGCAGUCGAACCAACACGGCAAUAGGCAAGCUCAGUGAUGAACUUGCAUUGCUGCGUGACUUAAUUGUUGGCUACAUCAAUCGUCAUGGAAUCAUUGAUGAGAGCCCGCUGCAGUUCAGUGAUGCACAUACGAAGCUGGUCUGGACGCUCAAUUACAGCCUGAUCGAGUGGACGUCGAAAUUUGUGCCGCAAUGCCAUUUGCUGUCGAAUACGAUUAUUGCGGCCAAUAAUUUUCUGAAGAAGACACAGAAUGAGGAGCUCUAUCUGUGUGUGCUGCAUGGUCUCGAGCGCAUCGUUGUGCGAAGCGGCUGUUCGAGAGCAGCGCCUACUGCAGCGGAGGGCAGCGGAGCUGAAGCUGGCACUGGAGCUGUGGUCACACCGCAGUUGCGACAUAAAAUUGAAAAACUUGCGCUCGAAUUGCUGAAAAUGGAAAAUGAGAAAUUUUCAAUUCCAGCAUUGAAAUUGCUUUUGUCCUGCAUGUAUGUGGGUUCGUCGACUCAGCUGGAGAAUACGGAACUGUCGAAUGGCAUUGUGCAGGAUGAUCCAGAGAUAAUCGCGCUGCAAAGCGAUAAAGUCGAUAUACUUUUGCAUUGUAUUAAAUCAUCGAGUCGAGACGCUGCCUGGAUUUAUGGACAAGUGCUGUGCCAAAUUAUACGUGAUUUAGUGCCACCGAAUGAAAUAUUGACGAAGGUCAUAAAGGAGUUCCUGGCCAUAAAUCAGCCGCAUGGCGAUGUUAUUGCCAUGAUUGUGUAUCAGGUGUUUCGCUCGGCUAUUGACUCGUCGUUUCUGCAAAUGCUGCAGGACUGGCUGAUCUGCACGCUGCCAACGUUUUUGGCCCAGCCGGAGCAGCAAGGUGUCUGGGGUCUAAGCGUCAUCUUUUUAUCCGCUUCCAUAAAUCUGCAUUUGAUUAAACUAUUUCCGCUGGUGCUCGGCAGCGGAGCAUCUGCAUCUGGUUCCGCUCCGGCUGCCGUCGCCAGCCCCAGCCCCAGCCCCGGACACGGGCCCGCAACCACAUCCGCCUGCGGCAGCGUCUGGAUGCCACCGCGGAAAUUGGGUCAACACGAAAUUGCAUUGUUCGUGACAGCUGCACAAGAUUUCCAUGCGAAAUUGAGUGCCGAGCAGAAGUUGCGCUUUCGCGAGGCCUUCAGGAACUAUGAGCAGAGCCAGGUCUAUGCCUCCAUGUUGCAGCGCCUCUGAUAACGCUCAAAUCGGACUGGAGCCCCCAAGGAUUUUGCAGCGGAUUUAGCCGAAAAAUAAAUAAGUAAAAGACGCUGAAGAGGAGCAGGCAAACUUACGCCCAGGACAAGCGCAAGCGUGAAUAACUAAUUGCUCUGCUCUGCUCUGCUCUGCUCUGGUCGGCGCUUGCAAAGUUCAGACGGAUGUCCUCCGACUUCGCUGCUGCGUCGCUCUCCCUGGGAAAACUUCUUUAAUAGUUUGCGAAUUCAAAAUUAAUUUAUGGUUUACAUUAUGUGUAACUAAUAUUUAAAUUAUUUUCUCCCCUCCUCCAAACUUUAACGACCCGCAAUUAAUUUCUGAGUUGCAGCUCUCCCUCCCCCUCUCUCUGUCUAUCUCUAUCCAUCUUUGGCCUUUUAGAAAAUUGUGUUUUCUUAAAAAGUUUUGCAUUAGUAUGCAGCUUAAUCAAUUGUUAGUUAAUUUGAUAACAAAUUCCAUUAAGCUAAAAGUGUAACCAACGAUCAACUUAUUUCCGAGUGUUACUAAACAAAACUGUAUUGUUCCAAGUCUUUAAUCAUGUAUAUUUAAUAAAAGUCACUCUGUGAAAAUAUUUAAUGUCA
This is a messenger RNA of Drosophila mojavensis, 11684 nucleotides long. RefSeq lists its product as uncharacterized. Bases 136 to 11088 code for a protein of 3650 amino acids. The transcript has 29 exons. The record is from RefSeq and is a predicted model, not a curated record. Lineage: Eukaryota; Metazoa; Arthropoda; Insecta; Diptera; Drosophilidae. Gene Ontology annotation, cellular component: cytoplasm.